Molecule: messenger RNA, 609 nt
Organism: Spirometra erinaceieuropaei
Lineage: Eukaryota; Metazoa; Platyhelminthes; Cestoda; Diphyllobothriidea; Diphyllobothriidae
Source: the annotation of a GenBank genome assembly
AUGCCGCCUCGUCAACCGUCAGUACCCUGGGAACCACCAGAGAGGCCUUGGUCACGCGUGCACAUCGACUUCGCUGGCCCACUUAACGAAGUCUCCUACCUAAUCUUGGUUGACGCCUACUCGAAAUGGCCCGAGAUUUCUCCGCUGAAUCCAGCAACCGCAUCUGCCACUAUCGCCUUCCUACGACGCAUCUUUAGCCAGCAUGGCUUACCAGAAGUCCUGGUUUCAGAUAAUGGCUCUCAGUUUACUUCGUCUUCGUUUGAGGAUUUCUGCCGCCAGCACAACAUCCAGCAUCUUCGCUCCCCGCCCUACCAUCCUCAGUCUAACGGUCAGGCGAAGCGUUUUGUCGACACGUUUAAGAGAGCCCUCUUGAAAGCUCGUGGGGAGGGGACCACGGACGAUAUAGUGCAGGCAUUCCUGUUUUCCUACAGGACAACACCGAACCCGGCGUCCCCUGGUGGCGUUUCUCCUGCCGAAGCGUUGAUGGGCCGAAAACUGCGUACAACGUUUCAUGCUCUCGUCCCUACCGGUGCGCAGCCCGCCCAGACUUCUCCAGUCUCUCGCAGCAAGCUCUCCAUCGGAACACCUGGCUUCGUUCGUGAUUAUUGA